AUGCGAGCGGGUCAUGGGAGUAUUGGCAAGGUCGAGGUCGACUGCCGGUUCAUGUUCACCAAAUCGCAGUGGGGGGUCAUUGGCGCUGGAUCGGCCCCGGGCGGGAUCAUCUACUUGGACCUGGACUUCAACCAGCCGGCAGAUUGCAAAUUGGCGUCAGCGACGAUUACGGUGACCUUGAUGAAGGCCGACAGAGACGAACCUGACCACCCAGACGGCAACCCGUCAACGUCCGUCUAUCCGAUCCAAUUCACCGAUCACUACGGCCCGAAGUGCGUCCGCGGCCAGGAAUCAUGGGUGCAGACUAAAAAGGUCAAACACCGCACUCCGGAAGUGCAGAUGUUUGGGUAUGGAGGCGGUGGCCUUGGGGUCGACAAGGAGCGGGUUGUCCAGACUCACGCGCGCUGGGAUUUCUCCGGCCAUAUCGGCCCGGCCACCAAGGACGACAGAUGGUACAACUGCCUCCAAUGGAAACUUGCGCCAAACUCACUCGAGUGGGCGCCAACCCACAACCAUCUCUUCCACACUGCCUUCGCCCUCCAGCAUGAUGCGGAGAGGUUUUAUAUGACAGUCCAUGUCAGCGGAAAACUGGCCAAGUUCUCCGACAAGUUCUCAAACAAACUAAAAAACCUCAAGUUUGGGGACAAGGGAGGCCGAGACCAGGAAAUUGUGACGAAAAUCGAGUGGGCAGACGGGUAUUCGUGCCCACGCCGCUUGGAUAAGACAGCCGAGGGCUUGCGCGUGGCGAUGGAGUACGCAAACAUGGCCAUUGUUCCUGCCGAGAUCCCCGGCGCAAUGAAUGCGAACUACCAUCCCGCCAUCACGACGAAUCCAGUUCCAACCACCGAGCCAGCCCAGCACCAUCAUCAAAACCAACCACUACUAAGCAACUUGCCCCAAACUGUUCGACCACCUCUACCACCACUGGGUCAUAAUCCGUGGCUCACUUCCAGCGCACUCGAGUCCUCGAUGCACAUGGGCGUUACCGAAACCGUGCCAGCUGUAGGGGGUCCGAUGCAGAACCUGCCCGGGCUCGUAUUAGAAGAUCUGGAUGUGGCUGGAACUGCCUCACCACAACAACCACUGCCCACGGUACGGCCUCCUGGCCGGCCUCCGGGCAUUUCGACUUCACAACCCCCAACCAUCCCAGCCCCACAGCCCUUGGAAGCUAACGCAGAAGAGCUGCUCGAUGUAGGGCCUCCAAGCACUGUCACCCUAGUAAACUCAGCAGUGAGCAUUCGAGAGGGAGAAAAGGGGGAAGCAGAAAAGACAAACACCCUCCUAAACCCGAAGGGCGAGCGACAAAGAGUAAGGGUGGGGAAAAUAAGGGAUCAACCCCCGAAAAACAUCAAUGGAAACGGGGCAAUAUGGCUCGGUAUAACUGCCGUACUGCUGCACUGGUUUGGGCAGCUUGGGGUGUUACUCUUAAGCUGGCGCAACCUUUCCCCCCCAGACGUGAUUUCGGCCGUCACAGUACCAGAAACACCAGUAUCGAAACGAGAAAAGUCACGCAGCAAAAGCAAGACAAAGAAGCUCAAGCUAGCAACAGAAAGUGGCUAUGCCAUACCAGAACAGGGGGUCCGAGCGAAAACUUCAGCCGGGAGAUCGGGACUCGUUUAUCCUCGCGGACGAUUGCGAGGGCGACGUCCGCUGCGUGCCCACUUAGCGGGGGAAGCCAGUCGGAGUAGGCCGGAGGAUUGGGAGGAUGUUGUCUAA
This is a messenger RNA of Dichotomopilus funicola, 1716 nucleotides long. RefSeq lists its product as uncharacterized. Lineage: Eukaryota; Fungi; Ascomycota; Sordariomycetes; Sordariales; Chaetomiaceae. The transcript is spliced from 2 exons. The record is from RefSeq and is a predicted model, not a curated record. The coding region runs from base 1 to 1716 and encodes 571 amino acids.